Momordica charantia (bitter melon) is the source of this 1875-nucleotide messenger RNA. RefSeq names its product protein DETOXIFICATION 27. The record is from RefSeq and is a predicted model, not a curated record. Gene Ontology annotation, molecular function: antiporter activity; xenobiotic transmembrane transporter activity. Gene Ontology annotation, biological process: xenobiotic detoxification by transmembrane export across the plasma membrane. Gene Ontology annotation, cellular component: membrane. NCBI's taxonomy places the organism in Eukaryota, Viridiplantae, Streptophyta, Magnoliopsida, Cucurbitales, Cucurbitaceae.
UCACCUUCAUUACUCCUUUCUCGUAUUUAUGGGAAUCGUUGUUUUAAGUUUGAAGUUCCAUCGGCUGGACUACACGGCAGCGUUUGGGUUUAUUUUGGCAGAUACUGUGAUUUUAGAGAUGUGCGGCCUGUCUCGUGAAGACUGAAGGGUAGCCAUAUUGCUUCUUUUUUGUGAGAGAUAUGGAGAGCGAUCACAACCAGCCACUUCUCUCAAAUGAAGACGAAGAUGGAAAAUGGAGAUCACAAGAUUUUUGGUCAAAAUUAUGGAGGGAGACCCAGCAGCUAUGGGUGAUCGUGGGGCCAACCAUAUUUGCCCGUGUGGCUACCUUCACCAUGAACGUAAUCACCCAAGUUUUCGCCGGUCAUCUCGGCGAUGUGCAGCUCGCUUCCAUUUCGAUCGCCAACACCGUCAUUGUGGGUUUCAAUUUUGGCCUCCUGCUGGGGAUGGCGAGUGCGUUGGAGACGCUAUGUGGGCAGGCGUACGGAGCAAAAAAGUACCACAUGUUGGGAAUAUACUUGCAGCGCUCAUGGAUAGUGCUGUUUUUGUGUUGCUUUUUGCUGCUUCCUUUCUACGUUUACACCACUCCCGUUUUGAAACUGCUCGGCCAUGAGGACGACGUGGCGGAGGAAUCGGGGGUGGUGGCCAUUUGGCUGAUACCACUUCACUUCAGCUUCGCCUUUCAGUUUCCGCUGCAGACAUUCUUGCAGUGCCAGCAUAAGACGAUGGUCAUCGCUUGGGUGUCGUUGGUGGGGUUGAUUGUGAAUGUUGUUUCGAGCUGGGUUCUGAUUUAUGAAUGGGAACUUGGGGUGAUUGGUGCAGCCAUAGCUCUGGACGUGUCUUGGUGGGUUCUUGGUUUUGGAUUGUAUUUCUACACCGUUGGUGGUUGGUGCCCUUUGACAUGGACCGGAUUCUCCAUUCAAGCCUUUCACGGCCUCUGGGAAUUCCUCAAACUCUCUACUGCUGCUGGUCUCAUGCUUUGCUUGGAGAAUUGGUACUUCCGAAUCCUCGUAUUAAUGACAGGAAAUUUGGAAAAUGCCACGACAGCCGUAGAUGCAUUAUCAGUAUGCAUGAGCAUCAAUGGAUGGGAGAUGAUGAUUCCUAUAGCAUUCUUUGCUGGAAUCGGGGUAAGAGUUGCAAAUGAGCUGGGAGCUGGGAACGGAAAAGGUGCAAAAUUCGCAACAAUUGUAUCGGUAGCGCAGUCGAUACUGAUUGGAGUUGUAAUAUGUGUCGUUAUAAUGACAUUUCAUGACAAGAUAGCCUUAAUCUUCACAAGCAGCAGCAGUGUGGUGGAAGCUGUGGAUUCACUCUCAAACUUGCUGGCCAUCACCAUUCUGUUAAACAGCAUCCAACCCGUUCUUUCAGGAGUGGCAGUUGGAUCAGGUUGGCAAUCAUGGGUUGCAUACAUAAAUAUUGGAUGCUAUUAUAUAAUUGGUCUCCCUCUUGGUUUCAUUAUGGAAUGGGUUUUCCACUCUGGAGUUUCGGGUAUCUGGGCUGGAAUGCUAUAUGGUGGGACUGCACUUCAGACAAUAAUAUUAAUCAUCAUUACGAUCAGAACUGAUUGGGAAAAAGAGGCUGAGAAAGCACAAAUGCAUGUAGACAACUGGUCAAGUCCUCGGAAAGAUGAGAAGCUUCUUCUAACUUAAAAUUUAAUUUCAGGGUGUGGAAUAAAUCCUGGAAGAUAAUUAAUUGAUUGAUUAUGCCUUUUAUUCUUUUUGUUUUCUAUUUUUUAAUUAUCAUGUAUUGAGAAUAUUUCAUAGUUAUUGUUGAAUUAAUUUUUAGUCCUUAUCCAUUUUGGGUAAUUUUGAGAUUAUACUAGCCUACUAAAAUAUUUAGAUCUGUGAGGAUCUAUCUUAUGAUUACCACUAUUAAAGGUAG